AUGAUUAUUAGAAAUCCCAUAGAUAGAUUAAUUAGUGGAUUUAUGCAAUUAUGUUAUUUUAGAAUCUAUCUUAAAAAAGAUCAAGAUUAUUGUUAUGGAUGUAGUAAAAAUUUAACAUGUUUUAUUUAUAGUCUUAAAAGUGAUUUAUUAAAUGUUGUUGAUAAAAAGAUUAUUCCACAAGGAUUUUAUAAUUAUCACUUUUACCCUCAAACAUGGCAAUGUGAUUAUUAUAAAUAUAAAUAUAAUUACACAUACAUUAAAUACUCAAAAUCAAAUAAAGAAAUAUUUUAUAAAACAUUAAUUAAUUAUUUAACUAUGGUACAUGUUCCAACAAAACAUAUAAAUUACUUAAAAAAUAUACUACACUCUAUAGUGACACCACAUACUACAAUAACAAAAAAUGAAACAACAUUCAACAAAAAUUAUCUUUAUAACAGUCAAGAUUUACUUAUAAAGUUAUGUGAAAUGUUUUACUAUGAUUUUAUUGAAUUUAAAUUUGAAAUGCCUGAUUCAUGUUUACAAAAAGAAAAAACUUAA
Molecule: messenger RNA, 537 nt
Organism: Strongyloides ratti
Lineage: Eukaryota; Metazoa; Nematoda; Chromadorea; Rhabditida; Strongyloididae
Product: Sulfotransferase family-containing protein
Exons: 2
Coding region: 1-537 (178 amino acids)
Biological process (GO): positive regulation of response to oxidative stress
Cellular component (GO): membrane
Molecular function (GO): chondroitin 4-sulfotransferase activity
Source: RefSeq, a predicted model, not a curated record